Aspergillus lentulus is the source of this 1518-nucleotide messenger RNA. RefSeq names its product putative ZIP Zinc transporter (gene zrfC). NCBI's taxonomy places the organism in Eukaryota, Fungi, Ascomycota, Eurotiomycetes, Eurotiales, Aspergillaceae. Gene Ontology annotation, molecular function: zinc ion transmembrane transporter activity. Gene Ontology annotation, biological process: zinc ion transmembrane transport. Gene Ontology annotation, cellular component: plasma membrane. The record is from RefSeq and is a predicted model, not a curated record.
AUGGCCAAAGCUCUGCUGCUGCUGUCACUUCUCGGCCUUGCCCACGCGCAGUAUAUCACUUAUACGGGCUGCCACAACCACGGCAGCACCGAGUACUGCUUUGGUCCAGAUGGAAAGGAAACCCCAUUCCCCACGGCGAGUCCGUCGGCUUCCAAGACAGUUCCUGUAACCGCCGCCGCCAGCACGACCACCUCCGCUGACGCCUCCGCCGUGACGGGAUGCCACAGCCACGGCAGCGAUGUAUUCUGUAUCGACGCGGAUGGUCACGAGGUGCAAGUGAUGCUGCCGUCGACACCGACAGGGGAACUGCCGGCCCAGUACACGGGAUGCCAUUCUCAUGGUGAAGAGAGGUUCUGCAUGGAUUCUGAGGGAAACGACGUCCAGAUCGUCGGAGAAGGAGAUGCGACAGAAGGUUCCUCUUCAUCUGGCUCGAGCGAGGAAUCGCACUCGGGCUCAAAGGCGGGCAUGAACUGUCACUUCCACGCGGGUGUCGAGCACUGCGUUGGUGCAGGAGAAUCCGAAAGUGGAAGCAGCCAAAAAUCCUGUGGUCUCCGAAGCCGCGACUACGACGUCCCCCUGCGCAUCGGGACCCUGUUCGUCGUGCUCGUCACCAGCUCCAUCGGCGUGUUACUGCCAAUGCUCCUGGUCAAACUGCCCUCUGCCAAGAUAAACGGAGUCGUCUCGACGGUGAUCAAGCAGUUCGGAACGGGUGUCAUCCUCUCCACUGCGUUUGUGCAUCUCUACACGCACGCCAACCUCAUGUUCACCAACGAGUGUCUCGGCGAACUCGAAUACGAAGCCACCACCUCCGCCAUCGUCAUGGCCGGCAUCUUCCUCUCCUUUCUCGUCGAGUACAUUGGCCACCGCAUCAUUCUCGUCCGCGGGAAACGGUCCGCCUCACCCUGUCCCGAGCAGACUGGCGAAGUCACACCUUCACCCACAAGCAAAGAACCACCCUCCAACCAACCGCAGCAACCGACCCUUGCCGCCCUGGGCCAUCACCACGGCCCUCCACUCGACCCCACAAACCCCAACACCAAGCUCUCCGUGCUGGUCAUGGAAGCCGGCGUGAUCUUCCACAGCAUCCUGAUCGGACUGACCCUCGUGGUUGCCGGGGACUCGUUCUACAAGACAGUGCUGGUGGUGAUUGUAUUCCACCAGUUCUUCGAGGGCCUAGCGCUCGGUGCGCGGAUCGCGAUGCUCCCAGGCCCGCUGCUGGGGUCUAAGGCGCUGAUGGCGGGUGCAUUUGCAGUGAUCACGCCGAUCGGUAUGGCGAUCGGGCUCGGAGUGCUGCAUUCGUUUAACGGGAAGGAUCAGAGCACGAUUGUGGCGCUGGGGACGCUGGAUGCACUGUCGGCGGGCAUCCUGGUGUGGGUUGGAGUGGUCGAUAUGUGGGCUCGGGACUGGGUGAUGGAGGGCGGCGAGAUGAUGAAUGCCAGAAUGAGCAGCGUGGCUGUUGGAGGGUUGUCGCUGAUUGCGGGGAUGGUCUUGAUGGGGGUGUUGGGGAAGUGGGCUUGA